AUGGCCAAUACUCACAAUACUAACCUUGGUCUUCGUAAGACUGUUCGAUUAUCACGAGCGCGCACCAGCUACUGCCUCAGGAAACGAUCCUCCCCAGCACAGUAUCUAGAGUCCGAGAAUGCUGCUUGGAAAGAGAUGAAAGGCAUUGCUGGCCUGACCACAAGCCCGAACGAUGUGGACACUUCACGCUAUGCAAUCCUUUGUACUGCCCAGGCAUUUCUGCCUGGGAAUGAAUGA
Molecule: messenger RNA, 237 nt
Organism: Colletotrichum lupini
Lineage: Eukaryota; Fungi; Ascomycota; Sordariomycetes; Glomerellales; Glomerellaceae
Exons: 2
Coding region: 1-237 (78 amino acids)
Source: RefSeq, a predicted model, not a curated record